AUGAAGAGGACAUACUCCGACUAUUUGUCUGCAUCAGCAACAGCAGCAAUCUCCGCCAUGCAGGACUACGAGCAGACAGGAGCCCGGCCAAAGCCCACUGGCAGCCUCACGGACGCCGGCACCACACCUCUGUGGCACUCUUCACAGCUGAAUCCGACAGAGUCCGCUAUGCGAUCCACGCUUCCAUCUUCUGGCUACAUCAGCUCCAUGCCUACUCUCCCUCAGCGGCCGCCAUCUCCUGCUACGCCUCGUACGCACGCCAGCCACCCAAUGGCAAUCGACAACCUCGUCCACCCCGCGACUAUGUUCACGUCUGAGCCAUCUGCAGACAACUUCAUGCACCACAGUGGUUUUACGCCUGUCAAUCACUACAAGCUCGCCCGUCCACUCAAGGCUCCACUCAACACGGCGACCUACAGCUUCCAAACAGGUCGCAACAUGUUGGGCAUGACCAUCGACAUGAACCAGUUCGAUUCGUUCGAGAUUGAGCGAAACGGUGAGACCACACUGCAAGUCGAUGACAGCUUGACUUUCGACAGAGACGAUGGCCGAGUGUGGCAUCUAGGCAAUGUGGCCAACGAGUCGUACUCUGGCACUUUCACCAACGACGAUCCCGAAGAUUACGACAUCAAAGUCAGGCAUUUGGCGAACUGUAUCCGAGAAGAGCGCGAGCGACCUGAACGCCUGGCGGUCGCCGCGCAGCUCUUGAACGAGGUCCGCACUGUCAUCAGCACGACAGAGGUCAUCUCCAUCGAACGCACUAGUUUUGUCGAAGAGGGAGAGCCUGUGAUUUGCGAACGUCCUGGUUGUCAUCACCAGGCAGCACUGCCUGCAGACGCCUACUACGUCGACGUGGGCGGCAAGUUGACGUUCUGUCUUCGUUGCUUCGAGCUGUUGUGGGGAGGCAAGUUCACAGAACCACCAUCCGAGUCUGACCCGUUCAGACGAGACUCUGCUGUUGCUUUCAUGCCAGCGGACUUCGAUGGUCCAGCAGACUACUACCGUGAUGCCCCACGCAGAAGCGCACGACUCAAGUCAACAUCAAACACAACACAGCCCUCAGUAACCGCUUCCACACCAUCGCUGCAGCCAGACAACCAGAUGUUCCAAUCCCGAUGGGCCACCCAAGAAGACCAAACUCAGUGCCUCUCGCCAACGCAUACCCCAAACCGUCAACCGAAGCACACCGCCAACAACGUCCAAGUUGCCGACGAACCAAUGGAAAUCUCACCAAACUCCGUCAACUCCAACGGCGAAUGGUACCACAAGCCGACCGCAAUCCAACACAUCGCCCACCGCCUCAGCGCCGGCGCCACUCUUAGCGACAUCGACAAAGCCGCCUUCGCCGUCUGGCAAACAACAAGCCGAGCUCAGCUUCGAUGGGACCGCCACAUGCUGAAGACCACCAUGACGCGGGCGUACUAUGCCGAUUUGUCUCCAGAGGAUGAAGGCUUGCAGCUGGAGAAGCUCGACCUGGGCGAGGAGAUGGAAUGGGAGGAUUUGGAGGCGAUGGAGGCCAAGGUCAAGAUGCGCACGAAGGAUUGCUAUGGUAGGGAUCUGUCGCAUGUGCUGAAGGAGGCGGCGAGGAAUAAUGGGAAGGCUUAG
This is a messenger RNA of Zasmidium cellare ATCC 36951, 1605 nucleotides long. RefSeq lists its product as uncharacterized. The transcript has 2 exons. NCBI's taxonomy places the organism in Eukaryota, Fungi, Ascomycota, Dothideomycetes, Mycosphaerellales, Mycosphaerellaceae. The record is from RefSeq and is a predicted model, not a curated record. Bases 1 to 1605 code for a protein of 534 amino acids.